Molecule: messenger RNA, 2024 nt
Organism: Cuscuta europaea
Lineage: Eukaryota; Viridiplantae; Streptophyta; Magnoliopsida; Solanales; Convolvulaceae
Source: the annotation of a GenBank genome assembly
UUUAGUUUUGCAGCAGCACCUUGGCACGCACCAGAAGCAAAUUUUUGCCAUUGAAAAUUUGUACCGGUGGGGGUAGCUAUGCUAGAAAAAAUGUACAGAGCCAUCGAAAAUUUGAAGCUAAUAUCCUCCACUCUCUAAAAGCUUCCGGGGAUAAUGUCGAUCCAUGGCAUCUUCUCUUCUCCUUCAACACUUGGCUUCCCCACUCAAGAAUUGCGUUCUUCGUCGCCUUCUUUUUCACAUCUAUUAAAGUUUCCCACAUCCACUUCUCUCCUAUCACCUCACUCUCUUUCGCUACCCAUUACUUGUGUUACGCUCAAAAGGCCCGGGGUCGGGAUUCAUCUCUCCCGAGUCGCCACGCAACUCUCUGAGGAAAUUGUUCGAACAGAAGAAGAGCAGCCUGGGGAGGAAGCUUCUGGAAACAGAGUUUUAGCCCAAAAUGUUCCCUGGUCCUCCACCGCAGAUGAUAUUCGUGCUCUUUUUGAGAAGUAUGGCACUGUGGUUGAAAUUGAGCUUGCUAUGCACAACAGGAUUAAGAACAGAGGUUUAGCAUUUGUAACUAUGGGUUCGCAUGAGGAGGCUUUGGCAGCUCUGACCAAUCUUCAUUUGACGGAAUUUGAAGGAAGAAUUUUGAAGCUUAAAUGGUUGAUACCAAUGAUAAAGAAACCAUCUUCUUCUUAUCCAACAGCUCCUAAGCCUGUGCUUAUUCACAGCUUGUUUGUGAAAAACUUGCCAUUCCAAGCAAGAUCGAAAGACCUGAAGGAGUUCUUCAAAUUCGAAAAAGGAAAUGCCGUUUCUGCAAAGAUCAUAUUUUAUGAAAACCCAUGGCGUUCUGCCGGAUACGGAUUUGUUGCCUUCAACACCAAGGAGGAGGCUGAAGCUGCACUGUCUGCAUUUCAGGGGAAGGAAUUUAUGGGUAGACCAAUUAAGGUGGAAAUGAGCAGAAGAUUUCUAGGAGAGCACACAAAAGUGGAUAUUGAAUCUCAAAGUACAUCACCUGCCCUUGAUGCUUGAAAGGGUGUGUAAAAAAAUCUGUAUACCAUUCUUAGCUUGAAUUGCUAUUUGAGUUGGGGUUUUAUGCGAAUGUAAAUAUUAUGGUUAAAACUGCCUUUUUCACAAUCUUAUGCUCCGUACUUUUUUUAACAAUUUAGUCUACAGUUGUCAUGUUUGUUUUGGGUUUAAUGCACCAAACCGGCUCGAUAUAUAAAUUUGAUGGAUUAGCUCGAUGUGAUUUAAAAAUGCGUCAAACCCCUUUGUGUUAUAAUUAAUUAUUCAUUCUCAAAGCCUCCUCUACGAACAAAUUUUAUAAUUUUGAAAUCACUUGUCUUAAUUGAAUGAUUGAAUAUGCAAGUAAUUUUGUUAAGAUUUCUAAAUUAUACAAAUGUGCUAAUCGGUUUUCAUUUAUUUGGCCUUAAAUUUGUUCGUAGAGGUGAUUUUUCGCAUGAAUAACUAUAACACAUUAACACGGGGGAUUUGAUUUAUUUUUUAAAUCAAAUGGAGCUAAUGCAUCGAAUUUAUAUUUCUCAACCGGAUUUGGUGCAUUAAACAUGUUUAUGUUUAUUUUUACCAUGUUGCCUUGAUUUUGCUUAGUAUAUGGUUCGUUUUUCUCAUGGGAGGAUGACCUUGACUUCUCCCAAAAUAGCAUCUUGUACUAGGAAAGGCUAUUAAAAGGGCAGCCCGAGCUUGAUGCACAUUGACAUCCCCGCGAAGUGAGGCACCUACCAAGGGUCCCACGAAGAGGGUGUAUAAGGGCAAAUGUUACGUGCUCAUUUUGACCAGAGGCCGCUCCCAAGAAUUAAACUUGUGACCCCUCGGUCACACGGCAACACCGUAAUGGAGUUGGGAUGUUUUUAUUUGGAUUGAAAUUUUCUUGUCUGAUUUGUUUUGGUCUGGCCUUGUGACGAGCACUUUUGUCAAGGUGCGUCAAAAUAAAUUCAAUACUAAACACUUAUACGUAGUACAGCGUAGUAGAGUUCGUAUCCACAGGGAAAGGAAUGAUUUUCUUUCUAUGAUACUUAGUAAAUAAA